AGGAGGCGGUGUGUGUGAUUUCGGAAGUGAUUAGUUUGUAUGAAACCACGAGCCAAAGGCGUCCACAGCCACACGUCAGUAUUGAUCCGGACGGCGGGUCUGUGCAGCCGACAGUGUUUUGAUGACAUUCAUCAGCGCCAUUAGCUCAAGUUAAUCAGCCGGCUGGUUGUGAGGAAGCACGUCGCUAACAACGGGCCGCAUCAUCUGGGGACAAUGAAGAAGCUCGCGCUGCUGCUGAUUGUGUUGCUCGGCGUUGCACAUUUUGCAACUCUCAGCAGAUGUGAAGAUGAUGUUGCAGAGGAGAAGGAGGAAGUUGAGGAGGAGGACAGUGACGAUGAGGAGGAUGAGGAUGAUGAGGAUGAUGACACAGAGGUGAAAGAAGAGAACGGAGUGCUGAUUCUCACCAACGGCAACUACGACACCUUCAUGGAGGGCAAAGACACAGUUCUGGUUGAGUUUUACGCCCCAUGGUGCGGCCACUGCAAACAGUUUGCCCCAGAGUAUGAAAAAAUCGCUCAGACUCUUAAGGAGAAUGACCCUCCUGUACCCGUGGCCAAAGUAGAUGCAACAGUGGCUGACGAGUUGGCGAGCAGAUUUGAAGUGUCGGGCUACCCCACCAUCAAGAUUAUGAAAAACGGGGAAGCUGUGGACUAUGACGGAGAAAGGACAGAAAAGGCUAUUGUGGCGAGGGUGAAAGAGGUGGCUCAGCCAGACUGGAAGCCUCCUCCUGAGGCGACGCUGGUGCUGACCAAGGACAACUUUGAUGAGACGGUUAACAACGCAGACAUCAUCCUGGUGGAGUUCUACGCUCCAUGGUGCGGACACUGUAAGCGUUUGGCGCCAGAGUACGAGAAGGCAGCCAAGCAGCUGAGCCAGCGGUCUCCUCCCAUUCCUCUGGCCAAGGUGGACGCCACUGUCGAGAAUGAGGUCGCCUCACGAUUUGGAGUUACCGGCUAUCCCACCAUCAAGAUCUUCAGGAAAGGCAAAGUGUUCGACUACAACGGACCCAGAGAGCAGCACGGCAUCGUGGACUACAUGAGUGAGCAGGCAGGGCCUCCCUCCAAGCAGGUUCAGGCAGUAAAACAGGUGCAGGAGCUUCUCAAGGAUGGUGACGAUGCUGUCAUAGUGGGCGUGUUCUCCAGUGAAGAGGACGCAGCCUAUGAGAUCUACAUCGAGGCCUGUAAUGCACUGAGGGAAGACUUCUCCUUCCGUCACUCCUUCAGCGCUGAGGUGGCCAAACUUCUCAAAGCUUCGCCCGGUCAGAUUGUCAUCGUUCAGCCUGAGAAGUUCCACUCCAAGUACGAGCCAGCUUCACACACACUUGCAGUGAAGGACUCAACAGCAGUGUCAGAAGUGCAGGAGUUCUUCAAAAAGCACAUGAUCCCUCUGGUGGGCCACAGGAAACCAAGCAAUGAUGCCAAGCGCUACACCAAAAGACCCCUGGUGGUGGUGUACUAUGGAGUCGACUUCAGCUUUGACUACAGGAAAGCUACGCAGUUCUGGAGGUCCAAGGUGCUUGAGGUGGCCAAGGACUUCCCAGAGUACACAUUUGCCAUUGGUGAUGAGGAGGACUACUCAGACGAGCUGAAGAGCCUGGGCCUGAGCGAGAGCGGAGAGGAAGUGAAUGUGGGAAUCCUGGCAGAGGGAGGCAAAAAGUUUGCCAUGGAGCCGGAGGAGUUUGACUCUGAGGUGCUGAGAGACUUCGUUAUGGCUUUCAAGAAAGGAAAGCUUAAACCCAUCAUCAAAUCCCAGCCAGUGCCAAAGAACAACAAAGGACCAGUUAAGGUUGUGGUAGGAAAGACCUUUGACGAGAUCGUCAUGGAUACCCAGAAGGAUGUCCUGAUAGAGUUUUAUGCUCCCUGGUGCGGCCACUGUAAGAAACUGGAGCCUGAUUAUUUGGCUCUGGGCAAGAAGUACAAGGGAGAAAAGAACCUGGUGAUCGCUAAGAUGGAUGCCACAGCCAACGAUGUGCCAAACGAAAACUACAAAGCGGAGGGCUUCCCUACGAUAUACUUUGCCCCAAGCAACAGCAAGCAGAGCCCCAUCAAAUUUGAAGGUGGAGACAGAACAGUAGAGGCCUUCAGCAAGUUCUUGGAAACGCACGCCACAAAGCUAUCACAGAAGAGAGACGAACUCUGAAAAUGUGUCUCCAUAAAUAUCUAAGAACUCUACCCGUGCUCGGGCAGUGUCAGAGGACGCUGAAGAGGCCUCUGGGAAGGUGAAGGGAACGCAGUGGAAUUAAACGGUGUUACUGAGUUGCUGUGAUGAUUACAAUGUCCAAUCAUCUUUUUUUUAGUUCCUGUUCAUUCCAAGAGAUUGAGCUUUCUUCUGUUUUCUAAAAGCAUGUAAGCACUGUUGAAGAUUUCAGUCUUUUUAAAUAAAACUAAAAAUGAUGGUGGCUUUGUGGGCCAGGA
Epinephelus lanceolatus (giant grouper) is the source of this 2414-nucleotide messenger RNA. It is a transcript of the gene pdia4, whose product is annotated as protein disulfide isomerase family A, member 4. The record is from RefSeq and is a predicted model, not a curated record. Gene Ontology annotation, cellular component: endoplasmic reticulum; cell surface; endoplasmic reticulum lumen. Gene Ontology annotation, biological process: protein folding; response to endoplasmic reticulum stress. NCBI's taxonomy places the organism in Eukaryota, Metazoa, Chordata, Actinopteri, Perciformes, Serranidae. Gene Ontology annotation, molecular function: protein disulfide isomerase activity.